CUUUCGUUUAUUAUUACAGAUGUUUAGCUAUUUUCAAAUUCAAAGGUAUUGAAGGAUUCUUUACUUUAUCAACAUCAUCAUCAUCUUUCAGAUCUCAUGGGACCGUCGUUUUCGUACUCGUCCUAAACCCAUAAAAAAUUUUUAGUCGAUACCAACACCCUUCUUUUUUCUUAGUGAAGGUCCUUUUUGGCAGAAAACAGGAAAACUACUAAUAAUGAGCCAACAAAGUGGAUCAGAACCCGUCAACAGCUGCAAAGUAGUAUAUGCUAGUAGAGUGGCUGAAUCAUUCGUGGAACAGCUUAAGGAGCUAGUUAAGCGAUUUGAGCCUGUACCGACUUUAGUCGGGUUUCUUGCUAAUACAGAUCCCGCCGCUCGCAUGUAUGCUGAGUGGACUGAAAAAACUUGUAAGGAGAUCGGUUUUGCUUUUGAGCUCAGAGAAGUUUCCAAGGACGAUUUGGAAGAUGCCAUUGUUGAAGCAAAUCUUGACAAGAAUGUUAAUGGCAUGAUGAUUUAUUUUCCCGUGUUUGGAAACCGCCAGGACCAGUAUUUACAACAAGUGGUUUCACCCGAAAAGGACGUGGAAGGUUUGUGCCAUAAAUACGUGAUGAACAUGUACCAUAACAUCAGACACCUAGACGAGGAAAAAACUAAAAAAUCAAUUUUGCCUUGCACCCCUUUGGCUAUUGUUAAAAUUUUGGAGUACUUGGGUGUUUACAAUCGAAUUAUCAAUUACGGUAAUCGUCUUUAUGGAAAAACUAUUACUGUCGUGAACCGUAGUGAGAUAGUUGGUCGUCCCCUCGCAGCAUUACUCGCAAAUGAUGGUGCAAAGGUGUACUCUGUUGAUAUAAACAAUGUUCAGCUCUUCACCCGAGGAGCAGGAAUCCGUAGUCGAAAGCACGAUGUCACCGAAACAAAUCUUAAGAUAGAAGAUGUAGCUCCUAUGUCGGAUGUUAUUAUAUGCGGCGUUCCUUCUCCCAAAUAUAAAUUCCCUUCUCACUUGGUUCGGGAUGGUGCUGUUUGCAUCUGCUUUUCAAGUGACAAAAAUUUUGAUGCUCCGUCUCUCAAAGAACAUGCAGGUAUUUACGUACCUAGUAUUGGUAAAGUAACUAUUGCCAUGCUCUUACGAAAUCUAAUUCGCCUAACUUCCUACCAACGAAACAAUCCUAUUGAUGUUUAAAAGACAGUUAUUAUUUGAUUUUCAAUUAUAAUUUUUGAAUCCCAAGUUUUCGCUGGUUAUCAGUUGAAGAGCAUCGCUUUUUUCUUUAAUAUCCAUGAUUUUGAAAGAUUACUUACAUACAUCUUAAUGCAUUAUAAUUUAAUUAAUAUAUAUUAACUUCUACCAAAUGCACUCUCGU
This is a messenger RNA of Schizosaccharomyces octosporus yFS286, 1355 nucleotides long. Its product is annotated as methylenetetrahydrofolate reductase. Lineage: Eukaryota; Fungi; Ascomycota; Schizosaccharomycetes; Schizosaccharomycetales; Schizosaccharomycetaceae. The transcript has 3 exons. Gene Ontology annotation, biological process: purine nucleobase biosynthetic process. Gene Ontology annotation, molecular function: methylenetetrahydrofolate dehydrogenase (NAD+) activity; methylenetetrahydrofolate dehydrogenase (NADP+) activity. Gene Ontology annotation, cellular component: cytosol. The record is from RefSeq and is a predicted model, not a curated record. Bases 215 to 1177 code for a protein of 320 amino acids.